GAACCAAUGAAAACCUGCCACACGAGAGAUGAAAAGACAAUAUUCAUGUUGCCGGUACACCUGCGACAGUUUGUAAGUGUUUAACGUUGAAUAAACGAAAUCAAAUUGAUUACAAUCUCUCGUUUGAGCCACGUGUAAUUAUUAUCAGUAAUUUUAUAAGAUUUAAGUUUAUAAUACAAAAGAAAUUUAUGAAUCUCUAAAUCAUUGAGAUUACACGACGUUUUGAAACGUUGAAAGCUUACUACAUUCUCUAUAAAUAAUAAUAAAGUUUUCCAUUCGUAUGUUGAAUGUCUGCGUAAAUUUGCAACUACAUAAUACAUGAAAAUGAAGUCUGUAACAGUUAUUUGUUUAUCCAUUAUUUUAAUAAUAAUAUCAUGUUUCACUGGAAACAUCAAUGGAGUUGCUGUCAUGAGUGUCGACUUAGGAAGUGAAUGGUUCAAAGUAGCAAUUGUAUCUCCUGGCAUUCCAAUGGAAAUAGCUUUGAAUAAAGAAUCUAAGCGAAAAACUCCAACAAUAAGUGCAUUUAGAGAUGAUGAACGGCUCUUUGGAGAAGAUGCCCAAAUAGUUGGAGUUAGAUUUCCUAAAAACAGCUUUCAAUAUAUUUUAGAUCUUGUUGGAAAAUCUAUAGAUAAUCCUAUUGUUGAAUUGUACAGAAAAAGAUUUCCUCAUUAUGACAUAAUUCCAGAUGAAGAAAGAAAUACAAUAAUUUUUAAAUUAAAUGAAGAUAUGUCUUUCACUCCUGAAGAGUUGUUAGCACAAAUUCUUCAUACAGCAAAAGAAAUGGCAGAAAAUUCUGCUAAUCAAAAAAUUAACGAAGUUGUUCUAACAGUUCCUGGAUUCUUCAACCAGGCCGAGAGAAGAGCAAUUCUUAAAGCAGCAGAGCUUGCUGAUCUUAAAGUGUUACAACUAAUUAAUGAUUAUACUGCUGUUGCAUUAAAUUAUGGGAUCUUUCAUAAGAAAAAAAUCAAUGAUACUGCUCAUUAUAUUUUGUUUUACGACAUGGGGGCCAGUUCAACGACUGCAGCAGUUGUUAGUUACCAAAAUGUUAAAACUAAAGACAGAGGCAUUGUAGAAACCAGUCCACAAGUUAGUAUUUUGGGUGUAGGGUAUGAUAGAACACUUGGAGGAUUGGAAGUUCAAAUUAAAUUACAACAUUAUUUAGCUAGUGAGUUUGAUAAAAUGAAGAAAACUCCCAACUCUGUAUUUAAAAAUCCAAGAGCCAUGGCAAAAUUAUUCAAAGAAGCUGGAAGAGUUAAAAAUGUUCUCAGUGCUAAUGCUGAUCAUUAUGCUCAAAUUGAAAGUUUACUUGAUGAUAAGGACUUCAGACUUCAUGUUACGAGAGAAAAGUUGGAAGAGUUGUGUGCUGAUGUAUUUGAAAGAGUUACUAAUCCUAUCAAAAUGGCAUUAGAUGUAUCAGGAUUAAGUAUUAAAGUUAUUUCACAAGUAGUCAUCGUUGGGGCAGCAACUCGAAUGCCUAAAAUUCAAGACAUCUUAACUGCAUAUGUUGGAAGCGAUUUAUCCAAGAGUAUUAAUGCUGAUGAAGCAGCAGCCAUGGGUGCAGUUUAUAAAGCUGCAGAAUUGAGUCAAGGAUUUAAAGUAACAAGAUUUAUUACAAAAGAUGCUGUUCUAUUUCCAAUUCAAAUUGUCUUUGAUAAAUCUACUGAUGACAAGCCGAGGCAGGUUCGACGCACAUUAUUCGGAAAAAUGAAUUCUUAUCCUCAAAAAAAGAUUAUUACCUUCAAUAAACGAAAAGAAGAUUUUUCAUUUGAUGUCAAUUAUGCAGAGUUAGAUUAUUUACCACCUCAUGAAAUUAAAGCUGUUGGUAACUUGAAUCUAUCAACAAUCUUCCUAUCCGGUGUUGCUGAAGCUUUGGAAAAGCACAUCAAGGAAGGAGCAGAAAGUAAAGGAAUCAAAGCACACUUUGUUAUGGAUGAAAGUGGCGUUUUGAAUCUCCUGAAUGUUGAAUUGGUUGGUGAAAAGACCACCUCUGCUGAUGCUAAAGAUGAGGGUACAUUUUCUAAACUUGGUUCAACCAUUACCCAAUUCUUCUCAGGAUCUGAAGACACUGAAAAAGUAGAAAAGGCUGAAGAGCCUCCGAAAGAAGAUGUUAAACCUGUUCAUGAAGAACCAGAACAACCACCUGAACCUGCAGCUGAAGAAAAGCCAAAAACUGAAAAUGAAACUAAAACAGAAGAAAAAUCAAAUAAUCAAACAACCGACAAUAAAACUGAUAAAAAGAUGACUGUGACUGUUCUAAAAGAGCCUAUUAAGUCAGUUGAAGUUAAAUAUGGUCCUCAAGAAUUAAAAGAUGAAAAAUUGAAAGCAUCGCGUGAAAAAAUAAAGGCAUUGGAACUACGUGAUCUGGAAAAGAAACGUCGUGAAACAGCUCUCAACAAUCUCGAAUCAUUUGUAAUCAACACACAGCAGGAUUUGAAAAAGGACGAAUACAUAAAGGCUGGAGCUCCAACAGAAAUUGAGAAAAUUGCUGAUGCAUGUCAAAAGACUUCUGAUUGGCUGUAUGAAGACGGCUUCGAUGCAGCGGCAGAAACUUAUGAAGAAAAAUUGCAGGAUUUACAAAGCAAAACACAUGAUCUUUACGAACGUGUAUUUGAACAUCGUGAAAGACCCGAAGCUUUAGCUGGAAUGUUUUCAAUCUUGAAUGCUAGUAAUGCAUUCUUGAAUAACAUGAAAACUUAUAACAAUAAUCAAAUUUUCACACAAAUUGAAAUUGAGAAACUUGCAAAAACUAUCAAUGACACUGUCGAAUAUCAUGAAACGGUUAUUCGAGUCACAGCAGAGACUCCUCUUCAUGAACCUGUUAAAUAUUCAGUCCGAGAUAUUGCAAAUAAAAUGGCCAUAUUAGAUCGUGAAGUGAAAUAUUUAAUGAACAAAGCCAAAAUAUGGAAACCCAAACAGGAAACAGCUUCUAAUCAAACCGAAAAAACUGAUGAAGCAGCAAAGGAUAAUCAGACGGAAUCAACAGCUGAUAGCACCACUGGCGCUGAUGAAGAACAAAUAGUACUUGAAGCGGCUGAUGACAAAAUUAGUGAAAGUGCAUUACCGGAAACGUCUACUGUAAAUGAAAAUGAGCAAGAUGAUAGCGCAACAAGCUCUACAAGUGAUGAUCAACAUCAAGAACUUUAAACAAAGUGCUGUUUAGGCAAAAAUUAAUUACUAAUAUUUAACGAAUAUUCAGAAUUGUCCUACAUUACAAUAUUUUUUCUUACAGAAAAAAAAGAUGAUAAGGAAAUUAACGGAAAAUUGUUUUGAAUAAUCUUGUAACUUAUAUCUGCGAUAAGCGAUUUAUUUCAUGUUUUCCUGUAUAAAUAAGAGCCUGCACAAGUCUGCCAUUAAACAAAUCGUGUACAGUAUUCAUAAUAUAAAAUUACCAUCGACGUUUUUUCAUAAAAAUUUUUUAAAGUA
Messenger RNA from Chelonus insularis, 3423 nucleotides. RefSeq names its product Grp170 co-chaperone (gene Grp170). The coding region runs from base 319 to 3144 and encodes 941 amino acids. NCBI's taxonomy places the organism in Eukaryota, Metazoa, Arthropoda, Insecta, Hymenoptera, Braconidae. The record is from RefSeq and is a predicted model, not a curated record. Gene Ontology annotation, cellular component: endoplasmic reticulum chaperone complex. Gene Ontology annotation, biological process: endoplasmic reticulum unfolded protein response. Gene Ontology annotation, molecular function: ATP-dependent protein folding chaperone; ATP binding. The transcript is spliced from 6 exons.